Messenger RNA from Klebsormidium nitens, 1469 nucleotides. Lineage: Eukaryota; Viridiplantae; Streptophyta; Klebsormidiophyceae; Klebsormidiales; Klebsormidiaceae. The record is from the annotation of a GenBank genome assembly.
AUGUUUGCGAAUAUUAAGUUGGAAAGCUGGCAGCAAUCGUGGCUAAGAAAGGGUUUCUUGGGAGUUGGCUUGGCAGCAGCAGGAGCGGCCGCUUUAAUUGCUGGUGCACUGAAAGCAGAUGCAGCUGAAUGUGAACCAGCAAAUCAAGCAGAGCCUCAGGCAGAGGGAGGAGAGCGCCGGCAGCUGUACCCCCCUACUGAGCCCCACACAUCUGGCUACCUCCAAGUGUCUGACCUUCACAAGAUAUAUUGGGAAGAGUGCGGAAAUCCCGAUGGACAGCCCGUAGUGUUCCUCCAUGGGGGUCCCGGGGCCGGCACCGCUCCUGUCAACCGCCGCUUCUUCGAUCCCGAGUUCUACCGCAUCAUCCUGGUCGAUCAGCGUGGGGCAGGGAAGAGCAUCCCGCACGCGUCCCUGGUGGACAACACGACUUGGCAUCUGGUCGAAGACCUCGAGAAGCUCAGAAAGAUCCUUAAGUUUGACAAAUGGCUGGUUUUUGGCGGUUCGUGGGGCAGCACCCUCUCUCUGGCGUAUGCACAAACACACCCAGAACGGGUAGUGGGACUGGUCCUCCGUGGCAUCUUCAUGAUCCGAAAGCACGAAAUCAAUUGGUUCUACCAACGGGGCGCGGACCACAUUUUUCCAGACGCCUGGGAGCCGUAUCGGGACUUCAUUCCGCCGGACGAGCGUUCCGGCCUGGUGGCGGCUUACCACCGGCGGCUUAUGAACGACAAGGACCCGGAAACGCAGAUAGCGGCCGCUCGCGCAUGGACCGCGUGGGAGAUGUCCACGGCGUACUUGCGGCCGUCGCAAGAAUCCAAAGAGAGGGGCGAAGACGACAAGUUUGCGUUGGCUUUCGCGCGCAUUGAGAACCACUACUUCGUCAACGGCGGCUUCUUCCCCUCCGACUCGUGGCUGCUCGAUAACGUCGGCAAGUUGCGGCACAUACCCGCGGUGAUUGUCCAGGGCCGGUAUGACGUCGUCUGCCCGAUGACGUCAGCUUGGGACUUGCACCGAGCAUGGCCCGACGCUGAGUUCAAGGUUGUUCCGGACGCGGGCCACUCGGCCAACGAAGCGGGGAUUGGCGCGGAGCUUGUGGCGGCGACGGAGCGGUUCAAACGGUUGUAUGCCGACGGCAAAGCUGGUAAAAGUAGCUGACACGAUAGCCUAACGAGUUGCACGGAAGUAGAGCUAGUGACAUGCGUAGGAGACCACAUGCCGCCUCUGUAAGCGGGCCUCAACUCUAAAAACAAGCCCUUGACCUUUGACCUGCAAAAAGUCCGUCUCUUUGCCUUGUUGAUUGAAAUUGGAACCUGAGCGGACUUGUUACAAGUAGGACUACGAUUUGUCCCUUGUUUGGUUGUGUAGCAUGUGGCAUUCUAUGCUUGCAAAUCAGAUAAGACUUCUUCUUUGAUUCUGAUGACGUGUGUUUUGCGCUUAUCCAGAAGCUUUGAGAGUCAUUGGCCCUGGAU